This is a messenger RNA of Magnolia sinica, 2202 nucleotides long. Its product is annotated as protein SINE1-like. Gene Ontology annotation, molecular function: microtubule binding. Gene Ontology annotation, cellular component: microtubule. Lineage: Eukaryota; Viridiplantae; Streptophyta; Magnoliopsida; Magnoliales; Magnoliaceae. The coding region runs from base 163 to 2058 and encodes 631 amino acids. The record is from RefSeq and is a predicted model, not a curated record. The transcript is spliced from 3 exons.
GAGAUUUGAAAAAACCUAAUGUAGCAAUAAAAUCUCCGAAUCUUUUUGAUAAUCCCAACCUUCCAAAACAUCAAUUUCCCAUAUUUCUCCGCUCCACCAAAACCAAUCAGAGAGAGAGAGAGAGAGAGAGAGAGCUUCUUCAGCUAUCGAUCAGCUUCUUGAAUGGGUAGAAAUCUGAGCCCGAUACUUCGGAGGGAGCUGGCGAACCUCGACAAAGACGCCGACAGCCGUAAAACUGCCAUGAAAGCAUUAAAAUCCUAUGUCAAAGACCUUGACUCAAAGGCAAUCCCUCAAUUUCUUGCCCAAGUAUCAGAAACAAAAGGACCAGGUUCGUCUUCCGGCGAGUACACCAUCUCUCUCUAUGAAGUCCUCGCCCGAGUCCAUGGCCGUAACAUUGUCCCCCAGAUCGAUAACAUCAUGUUGACCAUCGUCAACACCUUGACGUCGAGUGCGGGAUCGUUCCCGCUCCACCAAGCAUGCUCGAAGGUGGUCCCUGCGAUAGCAAGGUACGGGAUCGACCCCUCAACUCCUGAGGAGGAGAAGGUGAAGAUAAUACAAUCCCUCUGUAAGCCUCUAUCCAGUGUCCUCAUGGGCCCUGCUGAAAGUGUUGCAUCUGGAGCUGCCCUGUGCUUGAAGGCGCUUGUUGAAUCUGACAAUUGGCGGUUUGCAUCUGACGAGGCUGUGAAUGAUGUCUGUCUGAGGGUGGCGGGGGCUUUGGAGGAGAAGCUGACACAGACAAAUUCUCACAUGGGCCUGGUCAUGGCAUUGGCGAAGCAUAACAGCCUGAUUGUUGAGGCUUACGCGAGGUCGCUCAUUCGAUCGGGGUUGCAGAUUUUGACGGCUGGUGUCGCAGAGGGGAAUUCACAGAGGAGGCUUUCAGCUAUCCAAAUGAUAAAUUUCUUGAUGAAGUGCAUUGAUUCGAGGAGCAUCUUCUCAGAGCUAGCAAUGAUUGUUGAUGUGUUGGAGAAAUGUGAUUCGGAUCAGAUGCCGUUUGUCAGAGGUGCUGCUUUUGAGGCAUUGCAGACUGCUAGGAUGAUAGCUGCAGAUAAAGGGUCAAAGUUUGAGAAGGAUUCGAGUUCAAUCACAGGUUCAAAUUUCAGGAGGGACCAUAGCCGGAGGAAUUUAUGGGGCGGUAGUAGGGAUAAUCGGAACCGUAGGGGCAGCAGAUCCCCAAGGCCCAUGUCACCUGAGUCGCAUACUGUCAAUUCUUUCAUCGAGUAUGAUUCUCUCAUGGACUCACCAUUGUCGACUGGGCAGGCUUCAUGUAAUUUUGCAUACGGCAGUCAUGCAAAUCGGAAGCUGUGGAGGUGUGAAAAUGGUGGCGUGGAUGUAUCUUUGAAGGAUGGCCUAUACUCGGCAGCUGGGUACGGUGAUGACCGCUUAAAAUCAUACGUUGAGCAUUUUGGCGAUGGAGGACUCAGCGAUGUGGAAGGAGAUCGAUUAGAGGCAUUUUCUGGAUUUGCACAGGCUAGUAGUCCCACGAACACAAUAACUCGGAGUGCUACACCAAGUCCUCAGAGAUCACAAUCCCAGCUUAAUGCGGAUGAUAUCAGAAUCUUCACGACUCCAAGGAAGCUCAUCCGCUCGCUUCAAGAUCCAGAUGAUGUCAGCUCUGAUUUCUUUGAGAAACAAGCUGAGAAGAUCAGAAGCCCAGCUUCAUGUGAAGUGGGGUGGGAGCCAACAAGAGAAAUGAAUGGAAGUGAUGGCAGUCCGGAUAGUUUGAAUUACGUGGUCAGAGGCAAACAGAAUUGUGAGAGGGUGCAGAGCAAUCUGAGCUGGAAGAACAAAGCUACAGAUGCAGAGCCGGAGCUGGAUGGCUUUGAAUCAGUGUCAUCAACGGGCGAUGUUGAUCCGGAUGCUAAAAACUGCAAGGAGUUGUAUGAGGCGAGAGGAAGAGAGAACAAUGGAAUGCGAACUGUAGGCCCAAAACGUACAAGUUUCAGGAAGGCUGCCGCCCUUAGUUUGGUUUGUGGGCUUACGUUGAUUCUUCCUGCUAUUAUCUUAUCGACAAUGUGGCUUGACAAUCACGACGAAUACUUCAAUUUGGUUCCCACCUAAUGCCCUCUGUUUUUUUGUUUUUUUUUUUUGUUUUUUUUUGUAUUUUUGUAUUUUUGUACUUCUGUUGAAAUAGCAGCACCCUAUCUUUUGUAACCUGCAUUAUCAAACAUUUGUUGGAUGUCUAGAACUUCAAUUUUUAUGCAA